Eruca vesicaria subsp. sativa (arugula) is the source of this 873-nucleotide messenger RNA. The record is from the annotation of a GenBank genome assembly. Lineage: Eukaryota; Viridiplantae; Streptophyta; Magnoliopsida; Brassicales; Brassicaceae.
AUGACAGUUCUUUUAUCCGAUCUCCAGGCCGGACGUUCCUCCUCCACCGUCCAAGUCCGUCUGCUCCGAUUCUGGGAAGCCAGGAACUUCCGCCGUGGUGGAGAGCUUAUGGGUGUGGACAUGCUCCUCUUGGAUUCCCAGGCUGUUGACAUCCAUAAGCAGCUGGAGAGUAUGGUUGUUGAUCCCAGAGUUAUCGUUGCAACCAGUGUGAAUCCAAAAAUGGUUGGAGGUCGGCUCUUCUUAAACGCCACGUCUGGGACACAUAUCUAUUUCGACAAGGAAACGAGUGCAGGGGAACAGUUGUUCUACAGGUUGGGGGAACAAGAAACCGGCCUCAAACCAGUGACCACGCUGCUUAAGAGUUACUCUAAGGUGGAAAAGAUCAGUAUAUCUGAGUUAAAUGAUUUUGUCUUGACCGCUGCAUCACAGGAGGCUGAUUUUAUCUGUGCCGGUACCGUCACUGGAGUCAAGUUCGACAAGGGUUGGUGCUAUGUCUCCUGUUCGAAAUGUUUCAAGAAAUUACAGCGGUCUGAUUCGUCAUUGACAUGUUUGCCUUGCAACAACACCAAUGCAGUUGGCGUCCUCCGGUACCGCGUGGAGAUGACAAUUGCAGACAACACUGGAGAAGGGCUGUUUGUUGGAUUCGAUGGGGUCGGUGGGGGUGACAUAACGGAGGAGUCUGAAUUCCCUCAGUUUGUCAAAGAUAUGGUGGGAAAGUCGUUCACCUUUCAAGUGAAAAGUGCUGAUGGUGGCAAGGACAAUGCGGGUGACGGUACUGGCUGUGUGAGCAGUGAGAUGGAAGUUGGUGGAGGUAGCAAAAGUGGAGGAUCUGCUACUGUGAGUGGGCCGGUGAAGAAGGCAAGAACGGUGUAG